This is a messenger RNA of Chiroxiphia lanceolata (lance-tailed manakin), 1531 nucleotides long. RefSeq lists its product as uncharacterized. Bases 777 to 1421 code for a protein of 214 amino acids. The transcript is spliced from 14 exons. The record is from RefSeq and is a predicted model, not a curated record. Lineage: Eukaryota; Metazoa; Chordata; Aves; Passeriformes; Pipridae.
UUCAGUGAAGAAAAGCUGGACUCUUCAAACCUGUAGAAUUUCAGUAAAACUUACGGAAGACAAGGAACCUUCUCUAUUAAUAAGAAAUACAUAUCUCAAAGAAAAAUAUGCCUCAACUUCAGCUUUGAUUCCAGGGCUUUCAAAGUGAUCCAGGAUGAGUAACUGAGAUGGAUAUGAGAGAAGAAGCAUGAAGGGACAAUGAAACCUGGCCAGUGGACACAUUCCAAAGCAGAGAAUCCCUUGUGGAACAAGAGACAAUGCUCUAUGGCUGUCAUUACCAAAACACUUAAUUUUGAGCUGGUCACAACUGUGUGUGUUGCAUGAACUGUAUCACUGCAGAAUUGCUCCUGCAAUUACACUGUGGAGACAGUUUGUGUUUAGCAAGGCAAGCUUCCAUCAUGUUAUGGGAUUGUAGGAUCAUUUAGGCUGCAAAAGAUCAUCAAGUCCAACCCCUAUACUCACAGUUUUUCUGGUGGCCUCUUUUUGAGGAACAGGUUGCUCUUACAGGCAGAAGAGGAUUGGUAUGUUAAAAGGGUUUAAGGAAGAAGAACUAAGGUGGUAAAAGUAGUCUUUCUCAUGAAAGUGUCUCAGGCUGUGAAAGAACAAUUGUUCAGGGGACAAGUGUGAAGGAGGAGCUAAAACCUGCGAUGCUACUGAAGGAGUGACUAUAGUGGACACUGCAGUUUGUAUUAUAACAGGCUCCCAAGAGUGGGACAGCAAUAAUCAGGCCCCUGUGACUUCUUCAGUGACUUUGAACGGUUAAAUGUGAAAGUGGGAUGAAAACCACCUACCUCGUUUUUGGAACAAAAGGAGGGUGGCUGAUUUCUCCUGUGCUCCUGUUUCUCUGCUGCCUGUUCGUGAACAGCCUGCUGAGAUGCACACAGAUAACUGCACCUUCCAGCUCAGAGUGCAACAACUUGCUAAAGCUGUUUGUGCACCGGACAGUGCACAAGCCCUGGGAUGAGACAGAAGUUCUGUUUGUUUGUUCAGGAAAACUGUUUAUGAGCAGAGAAGCAUCCGAAAGCAGCAAGAUCCAGCUGCCACAGAUACUGUUCUUUCUCCUCCAGAGAAAUGUAACAGCCAGGUGUUUUACACACAAUCUAGAAAAGGUUUGUCUUCACUCUCAAAUGAAAAGUUGUCAAGUACCUGUACAUUAUCACAGGAUGAAAAAGUUGUCACGGCAGAAGAACAACUGGCUAUUUUUAACAUUCACAUGGUGUGAUUGGGACAAUAUGGAAAUGGCCACACCUGUAUGUUGGGUAGUUAAGCAUGAAGAUACCAGCCUACCCCUAACCAGCAAAACAGGAAGAAGAGCGUGCUCUUGGUCCUGGUCCUACCAGAAAGGUUCUGUCAUCCAGCAACUUGCAGGAGUGGGCUCAGGAGGAAGACCCCUAAACAUGAAAGGGGCGUGUUCCACCUGAUACCACAGCCCAGGAGCGCUGAGUGCUGGAAACACGUGAAACAUCCAGCUCUGCAGAGCAGCUCCUUGGAGGCCAGGAGUUAGGGGCUGAGAGAGGUGUCUCUUCACAGA